AUGGCGCAGAACGAAUCUACCAAGAAGUCGGCCCUCGAGGUCGAGCCAGGUCCACCGGCAUGCGACGUUGCUGCAGAAAGAUCUCCGGCAAAGGAUGGUGAAACUUCACCUGACGACAUAAAUGUCAGCACGGAGUUGAAUCAUGACAUGUCGUAUGCAGCUUCGGUAAAUGCAAGCGAGUCUGAGCAACAGCUCGCGUUGUAUUUUCCUCUAGACUUUCUGCAGCCAUACGGUGUCUAUCGCGUGGAGACGACUUAUGGAAAGGUGAUGUUUUCGCCUACGGACGCGAUGAAGAAUCUGAUGAACAGGAUUCUGCACGCCGAUCGGACAGCAAAAAGCCAGCCGCAGGAGAGACUCGAUCAGUACAAGAAAACAGCUCAAAAAAUAGGAUGGCACAUGGAUGAGUCUGAUGGCAUGGAUUCGGUCAAGCCCCAGCUAUUCGCCAUAUUCUGUGCGUUCGAGGAAUCUCCUGAUACUUUUAACAAGCAAAUCGUAGAUAUUGAUGACCUCACACUAUCUCCACGGCAUAUGUUGCAUGUCGCGUCCAACGAACCCUUCAACUUAUGUCCCGACGCUGUCAUGAUCAACAUGGAACCCAAUCUGAUCUCUCGCUCUUCCAAGUUCGCUACAGCGACUAGCUAUCGAUAUAGCCUCUGUCCGUUGGAAGAAUAUUCCAGGAAAAAAUCUAUCCUCGUGCAUGCUAUCACAUAUAAGCGAUUCCCAGAGGUUCCCCAAAAGCCGUUCCGUCAAUGUCUCAGCUACAUCGGCGCAAGCCUCCGAAUCUCUGCAGAACUCGCCGAAGAGGCAGGGAUUGAUCUAAAAGAAGACCCAAUUCCGGCCUGUGUGGCCAUCGAGUAUCGUGCUUUCAUGUGGCACUUUACCGUGGUGGCACUCGUCGAGGACCCGUCCCAUGGCAAAAUCAUACUCUUCGAAGAGGUUCCCGGUGUAAAUAUGAGCCCCAGGCGGCCCGCAGAGCUCUGUUCUCUGAUCGAAAUCUUCAAGGCCAUUGCUCUUCACUUCAACGAGGUUUGGUGGGAAUGGAUUGAGAGGCUGAUGGCCAGAUUGGAACAUAAGCAUUCUGCAGAGGAGCCCGCCUAGGUGUAUUGCUGGUUCGGCUCAUCCCAACGCCGCACAGAGGUUCCCAUCGGGUAGCAGAGCAGUGGUUUCUUUCUCUUUUCUCUUUUCGCUUUUCUAUUUUCCGCCGUGCAGUAUCUUGGUAUGUGGUUGCGAUUAAGGUCAUGGAUACAAAAAGUUGAGACAGAAGAAUGUUGGUUGGUUGUUACCGGCUUGGUUGAAUGGAAUCAUCGAG
Messenger RNA from Aspergillus steynii IBT 23096, 1309 nucleotides. RefSeq lists its product as uncharacterized. The coding region runs from base 1 to 1098 and encodes 365 amino acids. The transcript has 4 exons. Lineage: Eukaryota; Fungi; Ascomycota; Eurotiomycetes; Eurotiales; Aspergillaceae. The record is from RefSeq and is a predicted model, not a curated record.